Letharia lupina is the source of this 1287-nucleotide messenger RNA. RefSeq lists its product as uncharacterized. Gene Ontology annotation, cellular component: nucleus; cytoplasm. Lineage: Eukaryota; Fungi; Ascomycota; Lecanoromycetes; Lecanorales; Parmeliaceae. Gene Ontology annotation, biological process: peptidyl-arginine methylation. The record is from RefSeq and is a predicted model, not a curated record. The coding region runs from base 1 to 1287 and encodes 428 amino acids. Gene Ontology annotation, molecular function: protein arginine N5-methyltransferase activity. The transcript has 2 exons.
AUGGAGGCUGAGACUGCACAGGAAGCAGAUCCGGAUAUACAAGUCCAAUUAAUCCUCCUGGCGGCGUCGUCGCAUAACAUCGAGCCCCUGCGAACUCUCCUCCGCACAGGAUCUGCCAGUGUUCAGGACCCAGAAACCGGCUUUACGCCCCUCCAUGCUGCCAUUGCAGCUUGCGAACCUUCGCCAAACGGCGCAGUCGAUCGGGAAGAUCGUAACGGGCAUGUCAAUGGAACCGCGAAUGGGGACCACAGCAGCACUGCAGGGUCAGACGUGGAGGCCGCAGCAAAGACUAUGAGGCUCUUGCUUCAAAACGGGGCCAUUUGGAAUGAUGUUGAUAAAAACAACGAAACGCCGGGAUGUUUAGCAUUGCGGCUGGGUCUGAAAGAGUUUUACGAAAUAAUGGUUGAUGCUGGAGUCAGGGCAGAGAUGCUACUCAACCGUCUGGACGAGUAUGAACAGUUAGCGGGAAACGAUGAUGAGGAAGAUGAAGAGCAGGGGUCUGAUGAAGAAACCAAGAAGGAUGGCGAAGAAGAUACUCCAAGUAAUGAUCGGCAACAGGACCUCAACGACAAUGGAGAGGACACUCCAGAGAUCAGCAACGAAGACUACCUACAGUCCUCUCUCCGCUUUCAAGACGGACGUAUACUCGAUAGCGCCGGCAACGGCGUGAUGAUGGCUUGGGAGACGGACCUAAUGAAGCGAAGCGCAGACCUCCUCGUACCCAGACCGGGCUUGCGUAUACUCAACAUAGGUCACGGUAUGGGCAUCAUCGACACAUUCUUCCAUCACAAGAGCCCAAGCGCUCACCACAUUCUCGAGGCCCACACUGGGGUCCUAGAACGGAUGAGAAAGGACGGCUGGUACGACAAGCCAAAUGUUACCGUUCAUGAAGGCAGAUGGCAGGACGUCGUUCCCAAGAUCAUUGAUCAAGGCAUCCUCUUCGACGCCAUCUACUUCGAUACUUUUGCCGAAGAUUACAAGGCUUUACGUGACUUUUUUAGUGAUUGCAUCAUCGGUCUACUCGAUGAUGGUGGCAGAUUUGGCUUCUUUAAUGGACUUGGAGCCGGUAAGAUCGCUCUCGAGCUGACUCGAGAUGGUGCAGACCGACAGAUCUGUUACGAUGUCUACGGGAAAGUCUUGGAGAUGGAUCUGUUUGAGGCAGGAUUUGACACAGAAUGGGAUACUAUAAAGGUGCCAGAGAUGGAGAAGGAGGAGUGGGAAGGGGUGAGGAGACGGUACUGGUCGUUGAGGGAAUAUAAGCUGCCAACAUGCGAGUUCAUCGGGUGA